This is a messenger RNA of Aspergillus melleus, 546 nucleotides long. Its product is annotated as general amino acid permease agp2. The transcript has a single exon. The record is from RefSeq and is a predicted model, not a curated record. Lineage: Eukaryota; Fungi; Ascomycota; Eurotiomycetes; Eurotiales; Aspergillaceae. Gene Ontology annotation, molecular function: amino acid transmembrane transporter activity. Gene Ontology annotation, biological process: amino acid transmembrane transport. The coding region runs from base 1 to 546 and encodes 181 amino acids. Gene Ontology annotation, cellular component: membrane.
AUGGUCAAUUCCAAUUCAGAUCUUGAGCGUGCGCCUGGGGUGGGGCCAUCCCCCGCGGUCAAUUCUUCUGGUCUGGCAACGGACAAACUGACCAAGAGAGUCGGAAUCUCAGCCAACUUGUCGGAGAAGAAUGUAGCAGACGAUAGUCGUGCAGGAUCAAUUGACGAUGAGUCGAUUAAACCAGCCUACGAUCACACCCACCGCAAGUUGAAGCCCAGGCAUAUCCAAUUGAUUGGUAUAGGCGGCACAAUUGGUACGGCGUUGUACGUCCAGAUUGGCAAGAGUCUGGGAAAAGGCGGUCCUGGAAGCUUAUUCCUGGCAUUUGUCAUAUGGUCAGUCCUCGUCCCUUCUAUCGAUAUGCAUCUUGUUCUCGUGCCCCCGCUUGCUAUUCUUCCGGUCCCCUCGACACCGCGAUAUCUCGGACGUCCUCGGCCAUUGGUAAGUCUCCGGGCCAGAAAGUUGGAAAUAGCAUGGUCUACAUGCUCCGAAUUGAACAAGAGAACCAGAAGACAAACAUUGAAAGCAAACCCUUCCCACCAGACGUAA